UCUCUGAACCAGCGGGGAAACGGAUUUGUAAUCGGAUCUCCUUCGGAUGCCCGGAAGGGAAUUGGGUGUGGGUUGUGGAGCGACUUUGGGUGUACCUCGCCGGAGCGUGAGGUGCACCCGGCGAAUAGGUUUUUGGUGGGGUGGUUCGAGUUGAGAGGUGGUGGUCCGGGUCAUGGACUGAGGCUGUGCUCCUUUUCGGGUUGUGGAAGGCCAGAGGCCCGGAUAGGUGAGUUUAGGAGGUGUACGGGCUGUGGGAAGGUGAACUACUGCUCACGUGGGUGUCAGGCACUUGAUUGGAAGAUACGCCACAAGGUGGAGUGCGCACCCACGGAGCAGUGGAUGGAUCAAGAGGACAGUGAAGAAGAACCCGAGGAGGAGGACGAGGAGGUGCAGGGAGAGGACGAGGAGGCGUGGUGA
Molecule: messenger RNA, 417 nt
Organism: Ilex paraguariensis (yerba mate)
Lineage: Eukaryota; Viridiplantae; Streptophyta; Magnoliopsida; Aquifoliales; Aquifoliaceae
Source: the annotation of a GenBank genome assembly